Messenger RNA from Esox lucius (northern pike), 3884 nucleotides. It is a transcript of the gene tspy, whose product is annotated as testis specific protein Y-linked. Gene Ontology annotation, molecular function: histone binding; chromatin binding. The transcript has 8 exons. Gene Ontology annotation, biological process: nucleosome assembly. Gene Ontology annotation, cellular component: chromatin; nucleus. The record is from RefSeq and is a predicted model, not a curated record. NCBI's taxonomy places the organism in Eukaryota, Metazoa, Chordata, Actinopteri, Esociformes, Esocidae. Bases 493 to 2148 code for a protein of 551 amino acids.
UGGUAGGUAGGUUUCGGCGCGGCGUAUUGUAACCAAUCAGCGAAUUGUUUUCCUGUCUCGUAAUGUAAUAAACAUCGCGGACCGAAAAUAGUGAAGGGAAGGACAAAUGUAAACAGCCGUAUAAGUAUUUGCACUCUUCAACUAAGAUUUGAAUGACUAUAAUACUUUAUUAUUUUGAACUCGAAUUGUUGGACUGAUAUCCAGCUUUUAAAAGAAUGGGGCCGAGUGUUGACACGAAGAACACAUACAACGCAAGGUAAGCUAGCCAGCUAGCUAGCUCCCGCUAGGCCGCUGGUUAAAUUUACGCGGAAAAGGAGGGCAAGUAUAGUUAGCCCACUUGCUUGCUAACUGUUUAUAGGAAAUACUAAUGACUAUAUAACUAGUCAUAUGUGUAAAGAACAAGUUAUCCAGUUAUAUCAAAGUAAAUAAUUCCAUUACUUCUAUCUCUGAUUUUGUGGGAUAAUAUCGCGUUAGCCAGCUAAAUCGCCCAAAAUGAGCGAAAGAAUUAGCUGCAGCAAAAAGUCUGCAGAAGACUCCGCACCGAAGAAACGAUGCCUGUCCCCUGAGUUGCUCGGCGAGUCCCCGCUUCCUAACAAGUUAGCCAGAUUGGACGAAAAAGUGUCCGAUGAAAUACCUUUGAAUGCUAAUGGAAACAAAAAUGGAGAUGUCAAUAAAGUGCCAAAUAAGAAAGAUAACGAUGGAAAUGAUGAGAUUGGACUAGAUGGGCAAAAGCUACCGGGGGAGGAAAUUAGUGCAGCUGUCACUUUCAGUAACCAAACCGGCGCUGAUGAAAGUACUCCGUUGGAUGCACCAGUCACUAGCGAUGGAAGGAAAGUAGAUAACCAUGGAAGUGCUGGGGCUGGAGAUUGCCGACCCUCUACUUCACUGGACCAGUCUGAUUCGGCCGCAAUAGCAGCCGCCGAGGCACUCGCUAGUCUCACAAGAGCGGCUGCGGAAGACGAGGCCACACAAAUGCCCUGUUCCUCCAAAACAAUAGGACAUAACGAGAGAAUGGGACAAAAAGUUAAGCGUGGCUACCGCGAGUUCUCAAAGGAAAGAUUAAAAUCAGAAAGGGGUAUUCAUACGCAGGCAGUAGCUGCCGAUAGCUCUACCUCACUGCGUGGAGUUGACAGGGCGGAUGUUGACGACUUGCCCGAUGUGGACGAGGAAGACGAUUCAAUACUUGGAUCUUCUUCCACGCCAAGUUCCUCUUACCCGUCAGAUAAUGAUGAUGACGAUGACGGAGAGUGCGCUAUAGUGUCAGUGAAGAUGGCCCCGGAGAUCAGACAAUCGGUUGCACUUCUAGCUCAGGUACAGAUGAAGCUUGACGCUCUGGAGAAGAAAGGCGCAAGGCUCCACCAGCGGUUAGAGAUGAAGAUGAGCCACCAGCGGCGCCCACACCUGGACCAGCGCAGCUCUAUUACACAGGCCAUCCCUGGCUUCUGGGUUACUGCAUUGUUGAACCACCCUCAUCUCUCUGCUCACAUCGAUGAAACUGAUGAAGAUGCUCUCAGUUACAUGACCAACCUAGAGAUUGAGUCCAUUAAGAACAACAAGCUUAGCUACAGAAUUGGCUUCCACUUCAGACGGAACCCAUACUUCCAGAAUAACAUCUUAGUGAAGGAACUUCACCUGGGAAUGGGAGGAUCCCCGGUGUCUUUCUCCAACCCCAUAUUGUGGCACCGUGGUCAGAACCUGGCUGCUCACAGUGAGCCCAGGAGGUCGGGCCGUGGUGGCGUUUACCAAACCUUCUUCAACUGGUUCAGUGACCACAGCAGCCCCGGCAGAGACGAUAUAGCACAGAUUCUGAAGGACGACCUUUUCAGAAAUCCUCUUCGAUACUAUCUGACCCCGCUCUGGGAACCCCGGGAGAAUGGCAGUACCGGUGGGCCCAAGGCAGCCGACAACAGCAACGGGGAUGAUUGUGUGGUGAUAUCCGACUCGGAUGAGGAAGAGCCGGCUAAGCCUGGACAAGCUCUUGGAAGGGGGGAGGAGGAGGAGGAUGAGGAGGAACAGCAUCAGGGUCGAGAUGCCGAAUCAGAUGAAAGCCCAGAGGAGGAGGAUAUUGAAGAGGAGGUGAUAGACGGGGGAAUUAAGAUGAAGACUUUGACCCUUUGCAGAAGACCGUUAUAUGCCUACUCCAACUAGGCUUUUAACAUACCAGUCAAAAUUUGGACACACCUACUUAUUCUAGGGUUUUUCUGUAUUUGUAUUAUUUUCCACAUUGUAGAAUAAUAUGGAACACAUCAAAACAAAAUAACACAUGAAAUUAAGUAGUAACCAAGGAAGUGUUAAAUACAUAUAUAUAUUGUUCAAAGUAGCCACACUGCCUUGAUGACAGCUUUCCACACUCAUAGCAUUCUCUCAACCAGCUUCAUGAGGUAGUCACCUGGAAUUAAUUUCAAACAGUCUUGAAGGAGUUCUCACAUGCUAAGCAUUUGAUGCUGCUUUUACUUCGCUCUGCAGUCCAACUCAUCCCAAACCAUCUUAAUUGGAUUGGGGUCUGGUGAUUGUGGAGAAACGGUCAUCUGAUGCAGCACCAUCACUCUCCUUCUUGGUAAAAUACCCUUACACAGCCUGGAGGAGGGUGUUUUGGAUCACUUUCCUGUUGAAAAGUGGAAAGUAUACUUCUUGAGUUGACUAUAUCUUGACAAAUGAUAGCCAAUACUUCUUGAGUUGACUAUAUCUUGACAAAUGAUAGCCAAUACUUCUUGAGUUGACUAUAUCUUGACAAAUGAUAGCCAAUACUUCUUGAGUUGACUAUAUCUUGACAAAUGAUAGCCAAUACUUCUUGAGUCGACUAUAUCUAGAUAUAGUCCCCCUAAGUGGAAAUCAAAUGGGAUGGCGUAUCGGUACAGAAUGAUGUGGGAGACAGUGUCACCAGCAAAGCACCACCACACCUCCAUGCUUCACCGCGGGAACCCCACAUGCAACGAUCAUCUGUUCACCCACUUUGCGUCUCACAAAGUCACAGUGGUUGAAACCAAAAGUCUCAAAUUUGGACUCAUCAAACCGAUAAGAGCCAGCUUUCCACCAGGCUAAUGUCGAUUCCUCAUGUUUCUUGGCCCAAGUAAGUUGUUCCUUGUAGUUUUUCUUCAAUAGGGUUUUCUUUGCUGCAAUUGGACCAUCAAGGCCUGAAUCAUUUAGAAUCCUAUGAACAGUUGAUGUUGAGAUGUCUGCAGUUAAUUGCUGCUUUCUGAAUCUGGUAACUAAUGAACUCUGUAGCAAAGGUAACUUUGGGUCUUCCUUUCCUGAGGCCGUACUCAUGAGAGGCGGUUUCGUCGGUGCUUGAUGGUUUUUGCAAAUGCGCUUGAAGAAGGUUUGAAAGUUCUUAAAAUGUUCCAUAUUAACUGACCUCAUGUCUUUAAGUAAUGAUGGAUGAUGUUUUUUCUUAGCUUAUUUGAGCUGUUCUUGUCAUAAUAUGGACAGUAGCGACAUAAUGGUCUUCUGUAUACCAAGCUUACCUAAUCCUAAUACAGCUGUUUGGCUCAAACGCAUUAAGAAGGAAAGACAUUUUACAGACAUUUUACAGACACACCUGUUAAUUGAAAUGUAUUCCUUCAUGAAGCUGGUUGAGAGAAUGCGAAGUGUAUAAAUACCUGUCAUCAAUGCCACGGGUGGCUACUUUGCAGAAUCUGCAAAAGGAAAUGUAUUUUAAUCUGUUUAACACUUUUGGUUGCUAUAUGAUUCUGAAUGUGUUUUUCUUAUUUUAGAUGUCUUCACUAUUAUUAUUAUUAUACAGUGUAAAAGAGAGUAAAAAUAAAGAAAUACUAUUGAAUGAGUAGAUGUGUCCAAACCUCUGACAGGUAUUGUAAGUGUUAAAAAAACCCAUGUUAAUCAUACUUAUAUGAAUGGGAACCCAUUCUAAAAGUUCUGCUCAUCUC